AUGGCGAUGGUCCCCGUCGACUACGCGGCAAUUCUUGCCCUCUUUAUGCGACGCAACUACGGGAUGAGCUCCUUGGGGGUAGGGGUGGGAGGAGAUAAAGGCUUUGGACUAAUCGAUAUCGCGGUGACGGGAGCGCUAGACGGACGGGGAGGCUGUGUGUCGAAGGAUGACGUUCCCAACGCGCUAGUUCGCUUUCCCUCCGUGAACUGA
This is a messenger RNA of Aspergillus luchuensis, 210 nucleotides long. RefSeq lists its product as uncharacterized. Bases 1 to 210 code for a protein of 69 amino acids. The transcript has a single exon. NCBI's taxonomy places the organism in Eukaryota, Fungi, Ascomycota, Eurotiomycetes, Eurotiales, Aspergillaceae. The record is from RefSeq and is a predicted model, not a curated record.